GGAGGAGCCCUGGGAAGCGCUGCCGCCGCCGGCCGGCGCCGCCGCGGGCUCCGGGUGCAGACGGGAGGCGGCCGGAGCCAUGUUGGGCAGCGGGGCCAGGGCGGCCAAGCCCUCCUUCGUGUCCUACAUCAGCCCGGAGGAAAUACACAUAAAGGAACCCAUAGAAAAGGAAGUAAAUCCUCGUUUGUUACCAGGUGAACAGCUGCUUUGUGAAGCAAACACAGUGUACAAGUACAUACAAGAAGAUGGGUCAAAUCGUGGCACAUACGGGAAACUCAUAUGCACAAACUUCAAGAUUGCUUUCCUUGAUGAAGAUUCUGCUUCAGAUGACAAUGAGCCACAAUUCAAAAAUAAGAUCGUAGGAGAAAAUGACAUAACCCUGCAAUGUGUAGAUCAAAUCUAUGGAGUUUACGAUGAGAAAAAGAAACUUCUAACUGGACAACUGAGAAAAUACCCAGAAAAACUAAUUAUCUAUUGUAAAGACCUUAGAGUAUUUCACUUCUGCCUCAGAUACACAAAAGAAGAGGAAGUAAAAAGAAUCGUCAGUGGCAUAGUUCAUCACAGCCAGACACCUAAGCUGCUUAAACGCUUGUUUCUGUUCUCUUAUGCAUCAGCUGCCCCAAACAACACAGAUGGAAGAAACCAAACUAUGAUGUUUGAUACUCUUGAGGACUGGCGUGAUGAAUUGGAACGGACUAAAGGGAAUGUGAAAUAUAAAGCGGUAGUCACCAAUGAAGGCUACAGAGUGUCCGAAAAGUUGCCUUUGUAUUUUGUUGUUCCCAUAUGUGUGUCUGAAGAGAGUAUCUUGAAGUUCCAAGGCAGAGGCAUUCCUAUUUGGUGUUGGUCUUGCCAUAAUGGGGCUGCUCUUCUCAAAAUGUCUGCAUUUCCCAAAGAACAGGAUGACAGCACUUCACAAAUGCAAAAAGCCUUCUUGGAUGGAAUCUAUAAGACAAUUAGUAAACCUCCCUAUGAGCUCCUGAAAACGGAUGACCUGUCCAGCAGCCUUCCAUCUCUGCAAGAUAUCCAGACUGCAUACAUGAGAUUUAAACAGCUGUUCUUGAUAGAUAACAGUACAGAUUUCUGGGCUACUGAUGUGAAAUGGUUUUCAUUGUUGGAGAGCACAAACUGGCUAGAAAUUAUCAGGCGAUUCUUGAAAAAAGCAAUUGAAGUUGCUGAAUGUCUGGAAAGACAGCAUACAAAUGUUCUCCUUAUAGAAGAGAGUGCUACUGAUCUGUGCUGUGUAAUCUCCAGUCUGGUUCAAGUGAUGAUGGAUUCAUACAGCAGAACAAAGUCAGGAUUUCAGAGCCUUAUUCAGAAGGAGUGGGUAACUGGAGGACAUGGCUUUUUGGAUCGUUGCAACCACUUGCAUAAAAAUGACAAAGAGGAGGCUCCUGUUUUUCUGCUCCUGUUAAACUGUGUUUGGCAGUUGGUUCAACAGUAUCCUCCAGCAUUUGAGUUCACAGAAACUUACUUAACUGUCUUGUCAGACAGUCUUUAUAUACCUAUUUUUAGCACUUUCUUCUUCAACUCGCAAUAUCAGAAAGACACUAAUACGACUGGUGAAAGCCUCAAGACACAAAGUGGUCCUUUCAAAUUUCUUACUGUGUGGGACUGGUCUGUACAGUUUGAGCCCAAGGCCCAGGCUUUGCUGAGCAACCCUCUUUAUGCAGAGAAGCCAAAACCAGAUAAGAGUCAACGGAAACCUACCCGAUUCAAACAUCAACGGCAGCUUUCUUUGCCAUUGACACAAACGAAAUCUUCUCCGAAGAGAGGAUUUUUCAGGGAGGAAACGGAUCAUUUAAUUAAAAACAUUCUGGGCAAAAGAAUUGGCAAGUUCAUAAAUUCUUCAGAUGAACCUCAUAAUAGCUUCAGAGAAUUCUAUGAUAGCUGGCAUAGUAAACCUGUUGACUAUCAUGGUCUUCUGUUACCUUGCAUCGAUGGGCCAGAAAUCAAAGUCUGGGCUCAACGGUAUUUACGAUGGAUUCCUGAAGCCCAGCUUCAUGGUGGUGGCACAAUAGCCACAGCUGCCAAGAUUUUGGACCUGAUGGAGGAAGUACAAAGCUUGCAAGUGAAAAUGGAUGAAGAACAUAGUCAAGCUAUUUCUCGAGAUGUGCAAGCUGUCCCAAUGCUGAGAAAUUCUGCUCGUUUGUCAUCCUUGUUUCCAUUUGCUUUACUUCAGAGACAAUCUAUCAAGCCAGCUUUACCUACUAGCACUUGGAAAGACUUGGAAGAUGAAGAUGACUUGGUCAAGAGGGAUGAUGAAUUUGUUGACUUAAGUGGUGAUAUGUCAUAAAGUGUAUAUAUAUUAAAGUAUGAUUUAUGUGGCUGAGGUCUGUGCUUUAAAAGUUUUGCUAUAUUCUAAUGUAAGAAACUUGCGCAAGCAUCUGCAGCCUAUUUAGUCAGUUUGUGGGGUUAAAAAAAAGCUGAGUUGGAAAAAAAUAGUGGCCAUGAUUAACUGAACACAUUUUGAACUUCCAUUUCACUCUAAAUGUUGCAACAACACACUUCAGCAUAGGUGUAAUAAAAACAGAGGUCUUUAACAGAGUGGCCAUAUGGCCACUCUGUACAAAAAAAAUGGAUGCUUUCUGAUGUAAAGGUGGAAUACUAAAUAUGUAUGCAAUAUUAAUCAUGAGGAAUCUAUUAGACAUCAAUCUUAUCCUUCUUCCCCUUGAGCUAGAAAUAUUAAGAUUGGCAGUCACUGUCACUAGGAGUUGUUAAUACAUCUGCAUUUUUUUCUUCUUUUCACAUGUGAAAUAAACAGGGGAAGGUGGUAACAAAAUGUGUGUUCAUGAGUAAUCUUGUUACAGCAGAGGAAUAAACCUGUUGUCACCAUAAAUUUUGUCUACCAUGGCAUGAACUAAAGUCAUGCAUUUGUCAACCUCAUCUUUUCUGAUAGUGUUCACCUCUGGCUUGCAGAACUUCACCUUGUGUAGUAAUAUGAUGGCGGCUUGCAUGUUCUAAGCCUCUGCAUGCUUAGGCAUCAGGCCCAAGGGCUUAACUACAUGUUGAGCCUAACUGUGUGGCUAUUGUGCUAGACUCUCUCGCUGCUUUGGUGUGUUAAUUCACAAAUGUUUGCUGUUAACUGUAGGAAAUGGCCUGAGACUCUGACUUGCCAGGAGUACUUUUUCUUUCUUAAUGAGAGUUUCAUUCUAGACUCCCAGUUUAUGCCAAUUGCCUUUGAGGCUUUUCGUAGCUUGCACUGAGACCCUCCACAAAGAAGGGAAAACAGUUUUGUAAUCCUGCAGGGAAGUUGGAUUUGCAGUCUAUUGCCACUUGUUAGGAGUUGAUGGUAUAGCUCAUGAAUGUGGCUUUCAUAUACCAUAUGAACACUUGUAUCCUGUUGCUGGAUGUCACAGCAGUACCUCAGUGAAAAAAGCCAUAGAAAUGCCUGUCAACUUUUUGAUCUACUGUGUGUGUAUGUUCAUAUAUAAAAAUAUUUUAAUGCAAAUAGCUGUCCUUUGUAAAGUUGAGCUUUACUCUGUCAAAUGUAUUUUGAGUGCUUAAUUCUACAAUACCACAAGAAUGGAUGCAAGUCAUAAAAUAGUUACUUUGAGAGGGUAGAAAUUGAAUGUUUUCUGUACUCUAGUACAAAUUUAAAAAUCCAUGCUGGAAGACUUGGAUGAUAGCAAAACUGUCACUUAAAUUGGAUCAGCUCGUUGUAAUCGGGGCUAUUAAACUAGGUUAAUGAUCAGUCACUGCACACUGAAUUAGAGUUAAUAUGUAUAGCAAAAACUAUCUGCAGCCCUUUAAAAAUAAAUAUUAAUCUGUUAAAUAUGUAAAGGAGGAGGGGAGCUCAAUGCAACUCAGUGCCAAACUGAAGCUUCUCAACUCUUGAUUUGCCUUAAGUCUUAGUAGUGAAGAGACAAUAUUGAAGUUAAUAGCCUUUUGUUUAAAAAGGAAAUGCUAGUGCUUGCAUUUACUUCCAUGCUACGUGUGGUCUUAAGGCUAGCACUUGCUAGAAUGGGCUGUCCUGCACUUGUCCUUCAGACUUUAUUGCUAUGACUCAAGUGACUCAUAUGCAGCAAUACUUUGCAUGUGAUAUGAGCAAUGUAUUGUGGGGAAGAAAUACUUAUCAUUCUAAGGUGUGUGUUUUUUUUUUUUUUUAAGGCACUGCUAUUGGAAAAACUGUUAAAUGGAUUUUUUCUAUACUUUUGAUCAAACUUGUUGUAAUGUUUCAGUCAUGAAGAUAAUGUAUUUAUAUUAAAGAACAGAUGUUGGACAUCUUAUUUGUACAUAAGUUAUCAAAGUUUAUAUAGAAGAGACAUAUAUGUGGAACUGAACAUGGGAACACUUGUGAUGUAGAAUAAAUGCCAUUGUUUUGGGUUUUCUGCACUAUGGGAUUGGAAAUGUACUUAAUAUUUUUUACUCCAGGCUUCUGUUUAUACCUCCAAGUUUUUACACUGAAUGCAAGCUAGAAGCUUUACAGUUCUUUUAAAAAUGCUGUUAUUUCUCUAGUGGGCUGUUUGGAGACUUUCAAUAAAAUAUACUUUGACAUA
Molecule: messenger RNA, 4496 nt
Organism: Rhea pennata
Lineage: Eukaryota; Metazoa; Chordata; Aves; Rheiformes; Rheidae
Gene: MTMR12
Product: myotubularin related protein 12
Exons: 16
Coding region: 80-2293 (737 amino acids)
Biological process (GO): phosphatidylinositol dephosphorylation
Cellular component (GO): membrane; cytoplasm
Molecular function (GO): phosphatidylinositol-3-phosphate phosphatase activity
Source: RefSeq, a predicted model, not a curated record